Messenger RNA from Lachancea lanzarotensis, 2352 nucleotides. RefSeq names its product LALA0S10e04566g1_1. Gene Ontology annotation, molecular function: AMP deaminase activity. The transcript has a single exon. The coding region runs from base 1 to 2352 and encodes 783 amino acids. Lineage: Eukaryota; Fungi; Ascomycota; Saccharomycetes; Saccharomycetales; Saccharomycetaceae. Gene Ontology annotation, cellular component: cytosol. Gene Ontology annotation, biological process: IMP salvage. The record is from RefSeq and is a predicted model, not a curated record.
AUGACGGCCACUUUUGAAAAUAAUAGACGACCAUCCCUUCUGCUUGAUGCCGAGGAUGAGCCCACGGGUGCGAGAAAAUUCCGGUCCCCUAGCGGAACGGUGGGACAUUCGCUGGAUAACACUGACAUGGUUGCGCUCACCACUUCUUUCGAUAAACAGAUAUCUGAGGGCCAUCCUAUGUUCUUUGAGCAAAGUGAAACCUUCGCUGGUGUAAGAAGCCUAGGCGCUCCCGGUGUUUCGCAUCAAUGGACAAAUUUUUAUAGCGAAGGAAAAGCAGGGUUCGAAUUCAUGCAAAAUUUGCGUGUGAAGUACAUACAGGAAAGUGCACAGGACGCUCAAUCCAACAUGAAAAAUGAUACAAUCGAUUGGUUUCUGUAUCCGAAACCGCUUCCCAAAUUCUGGAAAUUUGAAAGCGACAAACGCCUGUACGAUGGGGCCCAAAGUGCCAACGGUGAGGAUAUGCAAGGCUAUUUCUAUACACGGACCAAUGACGACAAUUUUCAAAAGCAAGACAGGGUCCAACUUCACUAUACAGGACAGUUUUUCAAGCUUUCUCAUUAUGCGAAAGAGCUGACGAAAUUUUACACCGAGCGUGGGCUGCCGAUGGCAAUGGCGACAGAUUAUCCUGCAGUUGUUGCAAACGUACCGCCCAUAACUCAAUUCGGACAGCAUUUUGAAAAGUGCUUGGAUCUCGUCACAUCGGAACAAAUGGACUCGCAAGCAGUGAAAAGAACUGAAUAUUUGUUGCACAGAUACGAGCUAUUCCAGCAACUCCAAGGACGCUCUGAAGUUCGCGAAAGCAGACUAGUUCCCCACCGUGAUUUUUAUAAUAUCCGGAAAGUGGAUCAAAAUUACCUUCUCAGUGGAUGUCUCUCUCAAAGACAGCUAAACGAUUUUAUUUGGGAGAAACUGAAUCUCGAGCCCAACCGGAUCGUUUACCUUGAUGCUAACGGUAAACAAUUCACAUUGCGACAAAUAUUUUGUCAAGGAUCCGAUGACUCGUCAAUUGGCCUCAAAGCAGUGGAUGAUUUGUUUCUGGACUGGUAUCGGACUGUGUAUCUUUCCGGCGAUCAUCUAACCCGUACUGAUAUUUGGCAACAGAAUCCAAAGUAUCUCGCCAUAGCACGUACGUUCUUGGAAUUUGAUAAUGUUAUUGAUGGGGAAUACUUUGCUGAAAUGGUUGUGAAAUACGUGAUUCAAUCCUUUGAGAAAAGUAAGUACCAAGUGGCGCAGCUUUCAGUUGACUUCCAAUUUGGUGAUUCUUGGUGGACAAAAUUCAGCGAUUGGGUAACGAGGUGGAAGCUUGUUUCUUACAAUAUCCGAUGGAAUAUUCGACUCAACAGGUGUUUUUCAAAACUGUAUGCUGCGAAUCGCGUACAAAAUUUCCAGGAUUACUUGGACCACAUUUUUCGUCCGCUCUUAGAACUAGAGGGUUCUCAGAACGUUAAGUUACAAUUCGUUUUGUCCACCGUGUGCUGUUUUGACCUCGUUGUCAGUGAAACUGAUGAUUACGUAUGGAAAUCGUUUCUCGAGCCGCAACGUACUUCACCAGCGGAUUGGUCGGGAUGUGGUGAUAACCCGCCUGUGGCCUAUUACAUGUUCUACAUUUAUCAGUAUCUGAAGGUCCUAAAUGAGAAGAGAAAGAGCAGGGGCCGGAACACAAUAGCUUUGCGGAAUUAUUGCCCAAUCAACGCGAGUCGUGUUUCGCAGUUUCGUAAGAAAUUGAGUAUAACGGAACAAUUUGAAUCGCUGAUCUGCAACUUUUUAUUGUGCGAAGGAGGACUCCUUCAAGCGGAGCCCUUGUGGCGUGUUUCCCCUACGAUUUUGUAUUUAUACUACCUGUUCCAAAUACCGGUGGUUGUAUCGCCAUUAUCUUCGGUCUCACUUCUUUUAGAGCAUGGACACUCUGAGGCAGGAAGAGUACCAAUAAAGGAUCGAGAUGUUACCACUCCCUCCACAAGAACUUACACAGGAAAUCCUUUCAUGAGUAUGCAUCAAAUGGGUUUAAAAGUCCUGUUAUCGAGCAGUUCUGUUCUUCUCAACUGUUCUUACACCAUGGAACCUAUCAUUGAAGAAUAUAGCGUUGCCGCAAGUAUUUACUUGCUUACUAGCGCCGACAUGUGUGAACUAGUUAGGGACAGCGUAUUGACCAGUGGUUACGAAGGUUUCUACAAAGCUCACUGGAAUGGUGUGCGAUUAAAUAAAACUGAUUUCUUCAAUGAGAGAAUCGGAUUAACUGACACCUGGUAUGACCAAGAGCUCGAUACCUGCUAUAAACAUAAUGUUCCGAACGCACGUAGGCUCUAUCGUCGAAACUGCUUGGAGAGGGAAUGGCAAUUCAUAAGUGGAUAA